UACAGAGAAUUUUGUGAUUAUUUGUAAGUUGUGGGUUAAUAUACUUAUAAUAUUAGGGCAUUUUUAAUUGAUUAUUCACAUGUCACUAAAUAGGUAGCAUCUCUUUUCUUUUACAGGUCUGUGACUUCCCAUUUUAUAGGGAUAGCAUAAAUUCAACCUGCUUCCUCAUCAGAAUUCAGAUUGUUUCUAGUUUGGCUAUUAUUAACAAUGCUGUGAAGAAUAACAUUUUUUUUAAAAAAGAUUUAUUUAUUUAUUUGAAAGGCAGAGUUACAGAGAGGCAGAGAGAGAGAGAGAAAGGUCUUCUAUCCACUGGUUCACUACCCAAGUGGCCACAAUGACCAGAGCUGUGCCGAUCUGAAGCCAGGAGCCAGGAGCUUCUUCCAAGUCUCCCAUAUGGAUGCAGGGGCCCAAGGACUUGGGCCAUCUUCUACUGCUUUCCCAGGCCAUAGCAGAGAGCUGGAUUCGAAGUGGAGCAGCUGGGACUUGAACCAGCGCCCUCAUGGGAUGCUGGCACUGCAGGCGGCAGCUUUACCCACUGUGCCAUAGUGCUGGCCCCAAGAAUAACCUUUUAUAAAUACUAUUUUGCUCAGGUAUAACUAUUUGUGUAAGUGAAUUCCCAGAAAUGAAAUUUUUAGAUGUCAUAUGACUAAUUUAUAUUGAUUGUAUCAAAUUGCUGUUCUGGAGAGAAAUGUCUAAGACUCCCCUUUCUUUUUUUUUUUUUUUUUUUCAUUUUCAAUUCUCUUUAUAUACAGAAGAUAAGUUUAGCAUAUAUUAAGUAAAGAUUUCAACAGUUUGCACCCACAUAGAAACACAAAGUGAAAAAUACUGUUUGAGUACUAGUUAUAGCAUUAUAUCACACUGUACAGCACAUUAAGGACAGAGUUCCUACAUGAGGAGUAAGUGCACAGUGACUCCUGUUGUUGACUUAACAAUUUGACACUCUUGUUUAUGGAGUCAGUAAUCACCCUAGGCUCUUGUCAUGAGUUGCCAAGGCUAUGGAAGCCUUUUGAGUUCACCAACUCUGAUCAUAUUUAGGCAAGCUCAUAGUCAGAAUGGAAGUUCUCUCCUCCCUUCAGAGAAAGGUACCUCCUUCUUUGAUGACCUAUUCUUUCCACAGGGAUCUCCCUCACAGAGAUCUUCCAUUUAGGUGUUUUUUGUUGUUGUUGUUUGUUUUUUUUGCCAGAGUGUUUUGGCUUUCCAUGCCUGAAAUACUCUCAUGGGCUCUUCAGCCGGAUCCUCAUGCCUUAAGGGCUGAUUCUGAGGCCAGAGUGCUGUUUAGGACAUCUGCCAUUCUAUGAGUCUGCUGUGUAUCUCGCUUCCCAUGUUGGGUCAUUCUCUCCCUUUUUUAUUCUAUCAGUUAAUAUUUGCAGACACUAGUCUUGUUUAUGUGAUCCCUUUGGCUCUUAGUCCUAUCAUUAUGAUCAACUGUGACAAAGCAGAGUUAGACAGUGAGAGAUAAGACUCCCCGUUUCCACCUGCUCACUCCCAGCCAUGCUAAGUGUGUUACCAAACUUUGGGAAUUUUUCCCUUUGGGUAGAUUUAUACAAAAUGCAGGAGGAGUUAUCUCCAAGGGUUUAAUGUGCAUGAGGGUACUUCAAAGAGUUCAUGGAAAGUGUUUAAAACAUGAGUUUAUUUUGGUGUAUGUAGAUUUUUGAAAUCCUUUCUUAGUUUUUUUAUAAUAUGCAUUUUUCAUGUGGUAUGAAAAAUACUUUUCACAUCAGAAUAAAGUCAUGCCUUCAAUUCUGUUUUCUCACAAACUUUUUGAAGUGUCCUCAUUUAUUUUGACUGAUAUUGAGCUGCUUUUUAUAUAUUUAAGGCCCAUUAACAUUUCUUGUCCUGAAAAUAUCUAAUAUUUUUAAUUAUAUUUUUAUAAUUUAAAAUUUAUAUAAUUUAUUUUUAUAUAAAUUAGUCUUAUUUAUGAUUUGAUUGGAAAAUGCAUUUCCCAAAUUUGUCGUAUUAUCUGAUUAUAUCAUUGUUUAUUUUAUGUAUUUUUUUACCAAAAUAUUCAUUCUGAAUAUUUUCCACCUUUAUGAAUGAGCCCAUUCAGCAAAAACAGUUCCUAAGCAUCUGUGCUAAAUUCUGAGGUUACAAAAGUGAAGAAUAGCUCUUACAGGGAGCGAUCACACCAGAAAGCACAAUUUUCCAUUUCUUCUGAAUUUACUUGUGUUCCAUAUGGGUAAAGCAAUCUUUAGAACCUAGUGAUAGAAAGUGGGUGAAAUUGGUUUUGCUUGUAAAGAGAGUGCAUUCUAAUGGGAACACAGACAACAGGGUUCAUGAUGGUUUUAACAUAAUUUAUAUGACUGGAAGGGUUACAUUUCCUAUUUACAACCCUCCUUUUUAAGAAGUUUCUGAAAAUGUGCUUGUAUGUUUUUCUGUAUAAAGUUUCUAAUUGCCUUAUUUUCAAAGGAAAAGAAAGCCAUAUUUUCAAAAUUUAUUUUAAAAGCAGAUAAGAUGGGGGCUGGUGGGGUGAGAAGAGAGAGAUCUUAAUCCAUUGUUUCAUACCUCAGAUGACUGCAGUGGGUUGAGGGGGAGCAGCCUGAAACCAGUAGCCCUGAACUCCAUCCAAGUAUCCUAUGUGGCUGGCAGGGGCACAGCAUUAGGGCUGUCCCAGGCACAUUAGCUGGGAGGAGCUGAAUCAGAAGCAAAGCAGCUAGGACUUGAACCAAUGCUCGUUAUGGAAUGCUGGUGUCCCAAGCAGUGCUUUAUCUGAUGUGCCAGGAUGCCAGCUCCACCUGUUAGUUUUUUUUGGGAGUAGGGUGGGAAUCAUAAGUUAGACCAGAUAGCAAUUUUUUAAACAGAUUUAUUUAUUUACUUGAGAGGCAGAGUUAUAGAUAGAAAGAGGGAGACAUAGAGAGAGGUCUUCCAUCCUCUGAUUCACUUCUUCAUUGGCCUCAACAGAGCUGGGCCAAUCUGAAGCCAGGAGCCAGGAGCUUCUUCCCGGUCUCCUAUGUGGGUACAGGAGCCCAAGCACUUGGGCCACCUCCUACUGCUUUUCCAGGCCAUCAACAGGGAGUUGCAUCAGAAAUGGAGCAGCCAGGACAUGCAGUGGUGCCCAUAUGGGAUGCCAGCACUGCAGGUGGAUGCUUAACCUACCAUGCCACAGCGCUGGCCCUACCAGAUAACUUUUUUAUGAUAGAUAUUUCCCUUUGUGGACAUUUUUCUUAAUGUUCCUCAUCAAAGUCUUUAUACCUAGAUUUUUAAAAAUCCCUUUAGGUGGAAUUUUCCCUUCAUUAUGUCUUCAAAUGUGUUUGCAUUGAUGUAUUAAAAUCAGGAAAUACGAGAGAGCAAAUAAGUUUCAAAUUUACCUGAGGCAGAGCCCUUUAACAUAGAUUCCAGCUUACUCUUAAUACUUUAGCUACUGAUAUAUCAGAGUAACUUGUUAUUGCAUGGUUUCAUUUAUGACCCCUGUUCCAUGAUAGUAAGACUCUGAUACAGUACUGAAUUUAAUCAUGUACAGUUUUUUGAAAAUAGUAUUCUUAUGCUAUAAACUACUAUAAUUUGCUUUGAUAACAGUAUCCUUGAUAGAAAUACUGAAUUUAUAACUUUGCCAUUCUCUAUAAAUAUUUUAAUUAAUUUAUACAAUUACUAUAUUGGCCAAAACAAGUAAAACAAUAGAUCUCUGAAAACUAGUGUUUUUUUUGACACAGGAUCAGACCAGUAGAGGGCUCUCUAAGUCAGUCUCUAAAGUCAGAUAAAACUAUCUGGAAAGAUGGAAAAGGGAUUGCUAAAAAAAUUAGAAGGAAUUUGAGUGAAGUGGAGAAUCAAAUUGUAGUUGAAAAAUUUGAUUUAAGAAGGGAAAGUUGUAAAAAUGAAUGUCAAGAAAAUCCUAAAUAUUAAAUAAGCAUGAUAAAUGUAGGAGAAAAGCAUUUCUCAGCAGGUAGAGAUAGACAGCUGAUAAAGGGUUAAAAAACAAUAUGAUAAAAUAUUUCUUUACACAAGGAAUUUUUACCAUAGGUCAUUAAAAAAUAACUAGUUUUUGUGUACAGUAUUUGCAAUGUGUACAUUUUUCUUCUCCAUAGUUUGUUCAUCCUAAUUCCAUAGCACGUUAAGCAAAAUUAUGCAUUUAAAAUUCUGUGUAUUCCUGAGUAAAUAAAGUCAGUUUGUAAAAUAAAAAUAGCAUUAUUUUAUUAAUUUAUUGAUGAAAAUUGUAUUCUUGAGAAGUAAAUUCCAUUUGUCUAUUAAAAACUUGGACAGACCAACACUUUAGUUGACCUCAGAAGUAGAUGUCACUAAGGCUCAUGGAUACAAGAUGAGAAUGUCUUUUUUUUUUUUUUUUUUUUUUUUAUUAUUUUUUUUUAACUUUUUUUUUUUUUUUUUUGACAGGCAGAGUGGACAGUGAGAGAGAGAGAGACAGAGAGAAAGGUCUUCCUUUGCCGUUGGUUCACCCUCCAAUGGCCGCCGCGGCCAGCGCGAUGCGGCCGGCGCACCGCGCUGAUCCGAUGGCAGGAGCCAGGAGCCAGGUGCUUUUCCUGGUCUCCCAUGGGGUGCAGGGCCCAAGCACCUGGGCCAUCCUCCACUGCACUCCCGGGCCACAGCAGAGGGCUGGCCUGGAAGAGGGGCAACCGGGACAGAAUCCGGCGCCCCGACCGGGACUAGAACCCGGUGUGCCGGCGCCGCUAGGCGGAGGAUUAGCCUAGUGAGCCGCGGCGCCGGCGAGAAUGUCUUUAUCCUAGAUAAACUCCAAAGCUCCUUAGAUAGUUUUAAUGGUAUAAUUAGUAGAACCAAAGAGUGGGCUCUCCUCCUGCGCCAGGGCUGAAUGGCCUUCAGGGACGGCGUCUGCCUGAAAGGGUUGGCGGCUGCCGAGCGCCUCAAGCGCCAGGACUCGCCUUCUCUUAGUCGGAAACCCUCCAGCUGUGCCCACUCGGGAGGAGGGGUGCUUUGAGGGGAGCGAGCGGUGACCCUGCCGGCCCCGGUGUCUUUCCCUGGCAACGGCGGCUUCUUCUGUGGGACAGUAUGUUCAAGAGAAUGGCCGAAUUUGGGUCUGACUCCGGCGGGAGAGUAAAGGGAGUAACUAUUGUUGAACCAGUAGUUUAUGGUUAAUAUUGCUUGAUAUUGGAAAGAGAAGAAGAUGGACACACACAUCAGUGGACGGUAUAUGUAAAGCCAUAUAGCAAUGAGGAUAUGUCGGCAUACGUGAAGAAAAUCCAGUUUAAAUUGCACGAAAGCUAUGGCAAUCCUUUAAGAGUUGUUACUAAGCCUCUGUAUGAAAUUACCAAAACAAGAUGGGGUGAAUUUGAAAUAAUCAUCAAGAUAUUUUUUAUUGACCCUAAUGAAAGACCUGUAACCCUGUACCACUUAUUAAAACUAUUUCAAUCAGACCGGUACCCCAGCUCACUAGGCUAAUCCUCUGCCUGUGACGCUGCACCCCAGGUUCUAGUCCCGGUUGGGAUGCCGGAUUCUGUCCCGGUUGCUCAUCUUCCAGUCCAGCUGUCUGCUGUGGCCCGGGAAGGCAGUGGAGGAUGGCCCAAGUGCUUGGGCCCUGCACCUGCACAGGAGACCAGGAGGAAGCACCUGGCUCCUGGCUCGGGAUCAGCGCUGUGUGCCGGCUGCAACAGCCAUUUGGGGUUGAACCAACGGAAAGGAAGAUCUUUCUCUCUCUCUCUCUCUCUCUCUCUCUCUCUAACUCUGCCUGUCAAAAAAAAGUAUUUCAAUCAGACACGAAUGCAGUGCUAGGAAAAAACAGUGAUUUCAGAGUUCUAUGAUGAAAUGGUAUUUCAAAACCCAGCAGCAAUGAUGCAACAAUUAUUAAUAUCUCAUCAGCUAACAUUAGGAGUCUAUAAACAUGAAACAGAAUUUGCAGAACUUGAAGUGAAAACUAGAGAAAAAUUAGAAGCUACCAAGAAGAAAACAAGCUUUGAAAUUGUAGAGCUGAAGGAGAGAUUAAAAGUAAGUCAUGAAACUAUAAAUUGUCCAAAAAUGAAAUCAGGAAGCUUGAGGAAGAUGAUCAAACAAAAGACAUAUAAAUGGCUUUGAAGAGAACUUGCUAAAAAAUAAGGUGGACUUUGAUGGAGAGAAGGACUUAAUUGUGAUGUUUCUUAGAGGAACAGUGUAUGUCGUCGUUGACUAGAUUCUUGGCAGUGGAGUCCAAGUAUUUGUACUACUCAAACAGUCUCUAAGGGAAAUAUGUGUACAUUAAGGAUCAAUCCUGCAUAAGAUUUUACCAACCCAUUUUAGGGAAAUUCUAUGAUGUUAAGCACAACUUUUAAAAUAUUUUUAUUUUAGUAUAUGUGUAGGUUAUUGUCCUUUGACAGGCAUCAGAAUUUCAUUAUGAAGAAUAACUUGUACAAAUUUUGUGUGUAUUUCUCUAGUAGUUAGAAUUAGUGGUAAAGUUAGCCUGUGUAUUUAAUUUCUUCAAGUUCUUACCUGCCCCCAUGUUACCUGUCUUAUUUAUGGUAUGCCCAGUACAUACUCAAUAAAUGUAGUUUGCAGAUCCUUAAAAAACAAACAAACAAACAAAAAAACAAAGAGUGGUUUGUACUUACAAUGCUAUAUACCAAAAUACCAAUGUAUGGUUAAUAGGCCUUCAUGAAAAAAGUCAAAAUAUAAAAGACUCUUUUUCUUAAUGUUAAUUGAAGAAGGAAGAAGUCUCUUUUCUGUAUACAUGGGUACCUUGGAAAGACUGACUGGCUUAUACUUUUAUUAAGCCUUAUGGAUGUAUUCUUCCCUUCUUUCUUGCUGUCCCUUUUCUUUCCAUUUGUAUCAUGUUAAUUCUAUUUUUUUUCCUUCAGCUGUUUUGUUCUAUGACCAAAUCCUUUGGUUCUGCUGAGCAUUUAGUAAAUGAGUCCAACCUUGACAAAUGACCCCAUUAAACAAAACAUUAAACAUCUAAUGUGUUAAAAACCAGCUCCACAAAAGUGUGAAGAGCAUUUUCUACCUUCAUUGGUCUAAAAGCCCACAAAGAGGGACUUGUAUCAAAGAACAUGUUUAUCCAUUUCCUUAAAAGGUGUUUAGGGGAAAAAAGAUACUUAGGUUCACUAUGGAUAGGUACCAUUUAGGCUCUAGUAAUAAAAAAUAUGUGAAUAAAGUGCUUUAUCUUCAAGGAAUGUACAAUAAAGUGAGCAACACUGAGAAGCAAUGGAUAAUUGUAUGUUGGUGGAGGUGCCCAAAUGGAUUAGAUAUGAAGAGCUGUGGGAACUCCUACCAAGAAUAAAUAGGGGCCAGUGCUGUGGCGUAGUGGGUAAACCCGCCACCUGCAGUGCUGGCGUCCCAUAUGGGUGCCGGUUCUAGUCCUGGCUGCUCUGCUUCUGAUCCCGCUCUCUGCUAUGGCCUGUGAAAUCAGUAGAAUGUGGCUCAAAUUCUUGGGCCCCUGCACUGGCAUGGGAGACCUGGAAGAAGCUCCUGGCUCCUGACAACACAGCUCUGGCCAUUGUGGCCAUGAGUGGGGAGGGGGAUAAACCAGUAGAUGGAAGACUUCUCUCUCUCUCUCUCUCUCUCUCCCCCCCUCUCUCCCCCUCCCUCCCUCCCUCCCUCUGCUUCUCGGUGACUCUGCCUUUCAAAUAAAUAAAUAAAUAAACCUUUUAAAAAAAUACAAGAACAUAUAAAAUCAUCUUCCAGAGGUCAGAUCAGGUUUCCUGUAGGAUGGGCUAUCUCAUCUGAGCACCUGUUGAACUAGGGUUUGAAGCACAAUGCAUAACAUGUAAAGAUGCCCACAGGACUGAGGGAAAACAAUGUAUUUGGAACUCUGAGUUAUUCUGUGUGGGUGAAGUGUAAAAUGAGAGAAAGAGAGUGAUAAGAACUGUGACUGAAGAAGCAAGCAGGGAGGGGUCACGUGAUAGCAAUGACUUGGAACUAAAGGGCUCAUCUGUCUCAGGUUUGCUUAGGGCAGUCCCAGUUUAUACCUAUUAUACUGAUAUAAUUAUUACUAGUAUCUUCUUUCACUAUGCACAGUAUUCUGGUUUGUACUGGGUGACAGAAACUGGAUUUAAUACAGAUGGUAUUGGAAACAGGGAAGCCAGUCAGAAAAAUUUCUUAGUAGUCUUAGAGUUAAAAGAACAUCUGAAUUCUAAAACAGUGGUGGCCAGGAUGAGAAAAAGAGUGUUUAUUGAAUAUCUGUGUCACCAUGCAUAGUAAAAUGGGCCAGAUUUAGUGAGUUACUUAUUGGGAUGAGAAAGAAUAAUUACCUAUUUUCAUAUAAUGAUGGUUGAUUGGCUUACAGUAUCGGUGACCUUGGUAGAGCCUGCUGAAUUAAGAAUACUUUUCAAUGGGGCCAGUGCUGUGGGCGUAGUAGGCUGAGCCUCUGCCUAGUGGUGGUAUUCCAUAUGGGUGUGGGUUUGUGUCCCUGCUGCUCCUCUUCCAACCUAGCUCUCUGUGAUAGCCUGGGAAUGCAGUAGAUAGGCUGCUGCACCCGCGUGGGAAACCCAGAAGAAGCUCCUGGCUCCUGGCUUUGGAUCUGCCAGGCUCAGCUCCGGCUAUUGCGGCCAUUUGGGGAGUAAACCAGCAGAUGGAAGACCUUUCUCUUCCUCUCUCUCUCUCUGUAACUCUGCCUCUCAAGUAAAUAAAUAAAUCUUUAAAGAAACAGAUUUUUAAGCAGAUAAGUCUGAGCUAAACUUACACAUUGUCAGUUUGGUUGAGGUGCAGCAUGAGGCUGACAUCUGGGUGCAGUCAGGUCUGAGCCACAGUAAGAGAUUUUAGUGUCAUUGUUCUAAGUUUUGUGUGGUUGUUGAAGUCUUGGGCAUGAUCAGAUGUUACAGAGAAUGUUUGAGAAUAAGAAAAUGGGGCCCAGAACUAAGGGAACACAGUGGUAUUUUAGAAACUAGCAGAAGAGCACAAUUGUGAAGGAGCAUGGGCACAGUUGUCAUAGAAAUGAAGGAAAGGAAAUCUUUCUCUGCAAAGUAGGAAAUUCAGAGAAAGCAGGUAAGGGACUGAAAAGAUGAGUCUUGGCCGGUGCCUCGGCUCACUUGGCUAAUCCUCCGCCUGUGGCGCUGGCACCCUGAGUUCUAGUCCUGGUUGGGGCGCCGGAUUCUGUCUCAGUUGCUCCUCUUCCAGUCCAGCUCUCUGCUGUGGCCCGGGAGGGCAGUGGAGGAUGGCCCAAGUGCUUGGGCCCUGCACCCGCAUGGAAGACCAGGAAGAAGCACCUGGCUCCUGGCUUCAGAUCGGCACCUGGCGCAGCGUGCCGGCUGUAGCGGCCAUUUAGUUGGUGAACCAACGGAAGGAAGACCUUUCUCUCUGUCUCUCUCUCUCUCUCACUGUCUAACUCACUGCCUGUUGAAAAGAGAAGAGAAGGGAAGGGGAAGGGGAAGAGGAAGGGUCUUUUUUUAUAUUUCUUUAUUUAUUUUUAAGGCAGAGGUACAAAGAGAAAAGGAGGGUUGGGGAGAGGGAGAGAGUGAGUCAGAGGUCGACAGAUCUUCCAUCCACUGGUUCACUCCCCAAGUGGCCACAACAGUUGGGGCUUGGUGAUGCUGAAGCCAGGAGCCUAGAACUCCGUGUAGGUUUCGCACGUUGGUGGCACGGUCCUAAGGACUUGUGCCAUCUUCUGUUCCUUUCCCAAAUGCAUUAGUAGGAAGUAGAGGGAACACCCUGCCUAUUCCUAAUCGUAGUGGGAAAGCUCACCACUAAAAGUGUUAGCUACAAGUUUUUUUGUAGCUGUUCAUUAAGUUGAGGAAGUUUCCUUCUUAUCCUAGUUUGCUGAGUUUUUAAUCAUGAACGGGUGUUGGGUUUUGUCAAAUUCUUUUUCUGCAUCUACUGAUAUGAUCACGUGAUUUUUUCUUUUUUAGCUAUUUGGUGUGAUGGAGUACAUUUCUGAUUUUCAAAUGUUAAACCAACCUUACAUACUUGGGAAAAUCCCACUUGAUCUUCUUGUAUAAUUAUUUUUAUACACCUUGAGAUUUAAUUUGCCAAUAUUUUGUUGAGGAUUUUAGCAUCUAUGUUUAUGCAUACAGUGGUCUAUAAUUUCCUUGUAAAGAUUUUGUCUCAUUUUGGCUUUAGGGCAAUGCACUCCUCAUUGAGUAAGGAAGUAUUACUUCUACUUUUGUGUUCUAGAUGAGAAUUUUCAGAAAUGGUAUACUUUCUUCCUUGGGUAAAUUGAAAUUUACCAUUGAAUCCAUUAGGACCUGGCACUUUCUGUUUGGGGAGGUUAUUAGCUGUUUAUUGAGUUCCUUUAGUGGAUAUGAUCCUAUUCAGUAUUACGUGAGUUGUGGUAGAUUUUGUCUUUCAAGAACUUGUUCUUUUCCAGUGGGUUAUCCAUGGGAUCUGUAGUAAGUAAUUUGUGUUUGCUUUCUUUUUUUCUUAGCCUGCCUAGAGGCUUAUUGAUUUUAUUGUUUUCUUUUUCUUUUUCUUUUUCUUUAAGAUUUAUUUAUUUAUUUGAAAGUCAGAGUUACACAGAGAAGGAAAGGCAGAGAGAGAAGGUCUUCCAUCCAAUGGCUCACUCCCCAAUUGGCCGCGGUGGCAGGAGCUGCGCUGAUCCGAAGCCAGGAGCCAGGAGCUUCUUCUGGAUCUCCCAUAUAGGUGCAGGGGCCCAAGGACUUGGGCUGUCUUCUGCUGUUUUCUAGGCCAUAGCAGAGAGCUGGAUGGGAAGUGGAGCAGCCGGGCCUUGAACUGGCGCCCAUAUGAGAUGCCAGCACUGCAGGCCAGGGUGUUAACCUGCUGUGCUACAGUGCAGGCUUUUUCAAAGAACCAUCUUUUGGCUUUGUUUAUUUUUUUUUUUUUCAAUUCUUAUUCCCAGUUUCAUUAAUUAUUUGCUGUGAUUUAAUUAUAUUUUCUGCUUACUUUAAAUUUUAUAACCUCUAUUUCUUAUGGUUGAUUGUGUCUAGUUUACAUAGUUUCCUGGAGCAGAGGCUUAGAAAAUUUAUUUUAGAGUUUUCUUCUUGUCUAAUAUAUUUAUUCAGUGCCAUAGCUUUCCCUGUAACCAGAACUUUCUUGGAUUCUACAAUUUUGGGUAAAUUUUAUUUUUAUUUUCAUUUAAUUAGAAAAUUUUUAAAUUUCUUAUUUUCCUGUUUAGCCCAUACAUUAUUUAGAAAUUUUAACCCACGCAUCAUUUAGAAGGUUUUUGUUUAAUCUCUUUAACUAUUUUGGAAUUUCCCAGCUGUAUUUCUGUUUUUUAUUUUUAAUUUUUUCUAAAAAGAUUUAUUCAUUUAUUUGAAAGUCAGAGUUACACAGUGAGAGAAAGAGAGGCAGAGAGAAAGAGAGAGGUCUUCUAUUCACUGGUUCACUCCCCAAUUGGCUGCAGUGGUUGGAGCUGCACCAAUCUGAAGCCAGUAGCCAGGAGUUUCUUCCAGGUCUCCCACAUGGGUACUGCUUUCCCAGGCCAUAGCAGAGAGCUGGUUUGGAAGUUGAGCAGCUGGAACUCAAACCAGUGCCCAUAUGGGAUGCUGGCACUGUAGGAGGCAGCUUUACCCACUGUGCCGUGGCGUGGGCCCCUAUUUUUAGUUUAUUUCCACUUUGGCCUAAGAGCCAGUCAUUGGAUAGUUUCUUAUCUUGUAAAAUUGUUAAGGUGUGUUUUAUGGUUCUGAGUGAUGUUCGUCUUGGUGAAUGUUCCAGAUGAGCUUGAGAAGAAUGUGUAAUGCUGUUGAGAUGAGUAGUAGGUAGAUGUCAGCUGUGUGUCCUUUGUUGCUGGGCUAUGGAGAUCCACUGAGUCCUUACUGAUUCUCUACCUGUGGAUCUGACCAUUUCUAAUAGAGAAUUGUUAAGAUCUCUAACUACUGUAGUGGAUUAUUUAUUUGUCCUUGCAGUUGUUGUUGUUGUUUUUAAAUUUGUAUUUUGGGGCCCAGCACUGUGGCGUAGUGAGCGAGUAAAGCCACUGCCUGUAGUGCCGGCAUCCCAUAUGGGCGCUGGUUCGAGUCCCAGCUGCUCCACUUCAAUCCAGCCCUCUGUUGUGGCCUGGAAAGCAGCAGAAGGUGUCCCAAGUCCUUGGGUCCCUGCAUCCCUGUGGGAGACCCAGAAGAGGCUCCUGGCUCCUGGCUUUGGAUUGGCUCAGCUCUGGCCAUUGUGGCCAUUUGGAGAGUGAACCAGCAAAGGGAAGACUUUUUCUCUUUCUCUCUCUCUCUUUCUCUCUCUCUCACUCUCUCUCUUCCUCUACCUCUCUGUAACUCUGCCUUUCAAAUAAAUAAAAUAAAAAGAUAUAGCUUAAAAUACGUAUAUUGACACUGUUAUUUAAUACAUAUGCUUUAAAGAUUGUUAUGUCUUGUUAGAAUAUUGACCCCUUUGUUAUUAUGUAAUAUUGAUAACUUUCCUUGCUGUAAAGGAUGCUGUUUCUGAAAUUAAUGUAGCUGUUCUUGCUAUCAAGGGAUAUUAGUAUGGUAUGUCUUCUCCAUCUCUUUAGUUUGCAUCCAUAUGUGCCUUUAUAUUUAGUGAAUCUAAAAUGGGUUUCUUGUACACUACAAAUAGGUGGAUCUUGUGUUUUAAUCCACUCUCACUAUUUCUGUUUUUUGACUGAUGCAUUUAAACCACUGAUAUUCAGAGUGACUUUGGAUGUACUUCCACUAAUAUCAACCAUAUUUGUUAAAGGUUUCUAUUUGUUGUUCUUUAUUCCUUUUUUUCUCUCUUACCAUUUGAGCAUUUUAUAUGAAUCAGUUUUCUUUUGCUUUUUAUUUUAUCCAUUAUACCUCCCUUUAAUUUUUUUUGCUGAUUGUCCUAGGAUUUUCAUAUACUUUUAGAAUUAAUUCAAGCCCAUUGUCAACCCUUUAGUGCUUCAUAGAUAGUGCCAUGUACCCUAAAAUAACCAUUUUCCUAAACCUUCCUUCAUGUCCCAUGUACCGUUAUAUCACUGUUGAUGUACAUUUCACUUACACAUAAACAUAUCUAAUAACUGCAUAAUUGGCAAGCAGGAGAGCUUGGAUUGAAACCAGGGUCUUUACACUUUAAAGUCUUGCUUGCUUUUUUUCUUUCC
Molecule: messenger RNA, 12823 nt
Organism: Oryctolagus cuniculus (rabbit)
Lineage: Eukaryota; Metazoa; Chordata; Mammalia; Lagomorpha; Leporidae
Source: RefSeq, a predicted model, not a curated record